GUUUUGAGGCAGGUCAUGUGAUAAAAAUUUUACUUUCCGUUCUUUUGGCCUACUGCUAUUGUAUCAUCCCCUUUGUCUUACUACUGACAACACGGCUAUCCGGCGUACCGUUAUCUUUGCUCAGCUGCACCGCACUGUCAUCAGCUGUCCUCUUGCUGUGUGCCCGCGACGUGAUUGUAUGGAUGACCCACUUUAUUCUGUCGUCAUGGGCACUGAUGAGCGGUUUUCUAGCCGUGAGCACGUACUGGUACACGCACGUCGCUGUGUUGGCCUUUGGCUUCUGGGCCAUGGUCGCGGAGGAGAGCGUGGAUGCUGUUCUCAUGUUCCUGGCGACCCUCUGUGUGAGCGUGGUCAAUGACAUCAUGUGUCUGGCCAUCUAUGAGCCUAGAGGUCACGACAGAUUUGAGUCACAGGAUAUUGGAAAUGUCUCUACCAGUCAAAAAAAUGAAUACAGAUUUGCUUUGGG
Messenger RNA from Aplysia californica (California sea hare), 466 nucleotides. RefSeq names its product type-1 angiotensin II receptor-associated protein-like. Gene Ontology annotation, biological process: angiotensin-activated signaling pathway. The record is from RefSeq and is a predicted model, not a curated record. Lineage: Eukaryota; Metazoa; Mollusca; Gastropoda; Aplysiida; Aplysiidae. Gene Ontology annotation, cellular component: plasma membrane.